AUGAAAUUAAAGGCCGAUGACUCUACUUUUAGUAUACUAGACUCUUGCUCCAGUCCCAUACGACAUGGGCAAACCACCAGUUCACUCAAGUUGCAGAAUUGGUUUACGCUAUAUCGAAAAGAUAUACGGGCGAGAUUCACUCGUGAAGGCAACGCAAUAUCAGCUGCCGAGUCAUCUCGCAUUGCCGCCGAAAAAGCUGCAGCUCAGUAUAAGUGUGAAAUUCCAGAAAUCGUGAAUUUGUUUAUUCAGCUUGCGGAAGCUGCAAGAGGAUUCACUGGAAAGCUCACCGUUCGUAUGAGUGCAAUACAAACCUGUCAAACGUGUCAGGAGGAUUUGACGUGUACCCGUCUGGUCGAAAGAUAA
This is a messenger RNA of Paraglomus occultum, 363 nucleotides long. The record is from the annotation of a GenBank genome assembly. NCBI's taxonomy places the organism in Eukaryota, Fungi, Glomeromycota, Glomeromycetes, Paraglomerales, Paraglomeraceae.